Colletotrichum higginsianum IMI 349063 is the source of this 804-nucleotide messenger RNA. RefSeq names its product Signal sequence receptor alpha chain. The transcript is spliced from 3 exons. NCBI's taxonomy places the organism in Eukaryota, Fungi, Ascomycota, Sordariomycetes, Glomerellales, Glomerellaceae. The coding region runs from base 1 to 804 and encodes 267 amino acids. The record is from RefSeq and is a predicted model, not a curated record. Gene Ontology annotation, cellular component: endoplasmic reticulum; endoplasmic reticulum membrane.
AUGGUUUACCUCAAGUCUUCGCUUCUGGCCCUGCUGGCCCUCCCCCUCUCUGGCGCGUUCGCUGCCGAGGAGGCUCCCGUUGAUACGGACGCCACUGCCCCGACCCUCAAGGCCGACAUCGAGACUACCUUCCCUGACGCCGACAUCUUCGGUGUCAAGAUCGUCAACGGUCACCCCACUAAGGCUUUCGUCGAGUUCACGAAUCACGAGGAUGCGCCGAUUCAGGUCGCGUUGGUUGGUGGUACCUUGUCUAGCACCAAGGAGCUUCCCGAAAAUGCCCUCCCCAGCGACAACAUUAUCCGCAACCUGACUGCUGCCCGUUACGACCUGACGAUCGAGGCUGGCGACAAAAAGGCUGUCCCCUACUCCUUCGCCCUCGACGCCAACCCUCAGGAUGUCCUCCUUCAGCUCAUUGCUGUCGUCAGCAAUGCCAAGGGCGAUAUCUUCCAGCUCGAGGCAUACAACGCCACCGCCGCAAUUGUUGAGCCUCCCACCAGCAUCUUCGACCCCCAGAUCAUUUUCCUCUACCUCUUCCUCUCCGGUGCCUUCGCUGGCACUCUCUACUUCGUCUACAAGACCUGGAUCGAGGCUCUGUUCCCCCAGGCCAAGAAGGCUAAGACCUCCAAGAAGGCCCGUACUGUUAGUGUUACGGUGCCUCUGGCCGACUCGGAUGCCACCGGCGAGGCUACUUCUACUGGCAAGAGCUAUGACGAGAGCUGGAUCCCCGAGCACCACAUCAACCGCCCUGUCGCCAAGCGCGUUAAGAGCGGUGCUAGCGGCAAGCUCAGGAAGGGUGCUGAGUAG